AUGGAGUGUAUUACAACGGCGACGACAUCUGUGUUAGUUAAUGGGUGCCCGACUGAUGAGUUUAAUCUUGAAAAGGGUCUCCGUCAAGGGGAUCCGCAUUCUCUGUUUUUGUUCCUUUUAGCAGCAGAAAGUUUAAAUGUGAUGUCUGCGUUGGUAAUGAGAGGGUUGUUCACUCCAUAUGCUAUCGGGGCGCAAGUUAAUGUGCUGGUUUCUCACUUGCAGUUUGCCGAUGAUACUUUACUAGUAGGAGUUAAGUCUUGGGCAAAUGUCCGUGCUUUGAAGGCUGUUCUGUUAUUAUUUGAAUCAAUUUUCGGGUUGAAGGUUAAUUUCCAUAAGAGUAUGCUUUUUGGCGUGAAUGUAAAUGAUUCUUGGCUUCAUGAGGCGGCCGUGGUUAUGCAAUGUAAACAUGGACGAAUUCCGUUUCUUUAUUUAGGUUUGCCUAUUGGUGGUGAUCCACGGAAACUUCAAUUCUGGCAGCCCCUAGUUGAGAGGAUUCGUAAUCGUUUAUCUGGGUGGAAAUGUAAAAACUUAUCAAUGGGUGGUCGGUUGAUUUUGCUUAAGUCCGUUCUAUCGGAGAAUGGAGGUUUGGGGGUGAAAUGGUUGAAGGAAUUUAAUAUUUCUUUAUUGGGAAAAUGGGUGUGGAGAGUGUUGGAGGAUGGGGAGAGUCUGUGGAAGGCAGUGUUAAGUGCGAAGUAUGGAGAGGUUGGUGGGAGGGUGCGGUUUUAUGAGGGGGUGGGAUCGAUUUGGUGGCGUCAUUUAAACCAAAUUCGAUCAGGUGUGGGGUUGAUGGAUUCUAGGUGGUUGGUGGACAAUAUUGUGCGGAAGGUGGGAGAUGGGUGUCACACUCUUUUUUGGGAGGAUACGUGGUUGGAUGAUGUUCCGUUAGCUGUGUCUUUUCCUAGGCUUUUUGAGUUGUCUAAUUUUAAAUUAUCUACGGUGAGGGAGAUGUUUAUGUUAGGUUGGGGGACUGAAGGGGGUGCGUGGCGGUGGAGGCGUAGAUUAUUUGCGUGGGAGGAAGGUUUGGUGGGGGAGUGUGUGGGGCGGUUGGCUAACUUUGCUUUGCAGGUUGAUGUUCCUGAUAGGUGA
Medicago truncatula (barrel medic) is the source of this 1086-nucleotide messenger RNA. RefSeq lists its product as uncharacterized. The record is from RefSeq and is a predicted model, not a curated record. NCBI's taxonomy places the organism in Eukaryota, Viridiplantae, Streptophyta, Magnoliopsida, Fabales, Fabaceae. The transcript is spliced from 2 exons. The coding region runs from base 1 to 1086 and encodes 361 amino acids.